UGAAAUGCCGGUUUACAAACGGUAAAAAAAGUCAUUAUCUUGGGGCUCGUUGAGACAGUCGAGUGCGGUUAAUUGUGGAAUUUACGUCGUCUUGACUCGAGUGGAAUUAGAUUACAUUCAGCGAUUUUUCGGGAUUCCAGAUCGUGAUUUCAUUGAGUGAUUGAUAAUUAAUCAUGGUGACAGGUAGGGCUUUGCAUUUUGUUUUCAAGAUUCCAGAUCGUCGGCUGACGGCGAAAUUCUAUCGGGAAAUACUGGGGAUGAAAGUGUUGAGACAUGAGGAGUUCAGUGACGGGUGUGAGGCUGCUUGCAAUGGACCAUAUGCCAAUCGUUGGAGUAAGACCAUGAUAGGAUAUGGUCCUGAGGACACCCACUUCGUGAUCGAAUUGACGUACAACUAUGGGAUAAAGAGUUACGAAUUGGGAAACGAUUUCCAAGGAAUCACGAUACGCUCCAAGGAAGUUAUUGAGCGAGCUAAGAAGAAUAAUUGGCCCAUCAGUGAGGAGAAUGGUGUUUCUCUCCUGCAGGCACCUGGAGGGUACAAGUAUUACAUCAUCAAUGAGCCGCAAGUUGCUGGUAAAGACCCAGUGGAAAAGGUCACGUUAUCGAGUUCAAACCUCGAGAAGAGCAUUUCUUAUUGGAGGGACAUUCUCAAUCUGAAAGUAUAUGAUCAAAAGGACAAGACUGUGCUCCUUGGAUUCGGAGAUGAUCAGGCGAAACUGGAGCUUAAAGAUAUUGGAACCCCAAUAAACCACGCAAAAGCCUAUGGAAGAAUAGCUUUUGCAGUUCCUCAUGCCGAGCAACCCGAGAUCCAGAAAAAAAUUAAAGAGUCCGGCCACCAAAUUCUAACGGAUCUGAUAACGCUGGAAACACCUGGGAAGGCAUCAGUCCGAGUGAUAAUCUUGGCAGAUCCGGAUGGCCAUGAGAUCUGCUUCGUAGACGAGGAGGGAUUUCGUCAAUUGUCAGUACCUGAUUACCCCAGUGAAAAGAUUCUUGAUAAAUAUAUCGAAAAAGAUCCAACUGAAUGAAACAAUUCAAUCCAAUUUCAUUGUUUUAUCAGUAAAAGGUAAAUUAUUACACUCCUCUGAAACUUCGUUCGGCUCUUAUAUUUUUUAUCGGAUUAUGUAUGAAUUUUUCGAGAAUUUGUUCCUUUUUCUUAGAAAUCAAGAGUCGGUUUUCGGUUCCAUACGUUGUACGGACGUUUUGUACGGACUUUCACAGAUAUUUUUCUAUCGACGUUCUUCAUAAGUCCAGAUGGUUAUGUAUUUUUCUACUCUCUGAAGGUAAUGUUAUGAUCAAAAUUUUGCUAUUGGCCGUUGACUCUCAGAUAUUUAUUGAAAGUGACCAAUAGUCAAAAUUGACGUCAACCGUUUUAUGUCGGUUGCGAAAUUAGGAAGAACUGAGCUCCAUGCAAGCUCCUUAUCCUUUGAAAAGUUAUACAUAAUCCAAUUGACAGUAUGAGCAUAUUAUGUAAGUGUUCACAGAAUGUAAUUAUUUAACUUGCAUGAACAAAAUAUAUUGACGUGGAGAUUAUUCAUUAAAUUUGUACUAAAACAAGGGAUAUCACUACUUGGGGAAUGGGAAGUACUUAAUUACCAGUUGUAAAUACUCUUUCGAGAAAUAAAACUAAAAAUGUUUCAUUCUAAAUCAAAAACAAA
Molecule: messenger RNA, 1655 nt
Organism: Diachasma alloeum
Lineage: Eukaryota; Metazoa; Arthropoda; Insecta; Hymenoptera; Braconidae
Product: glyoxalase domain-containing protein 4
Exons: 6
Coding region: 174-1025 (283 amino acids)
Source: RefSeq, a predicted model, not a curated record